Messenger RNA from Platichthys flesus (European flounder), 3751 nucleotides. RefSeq names its product protein phosphatase, EF-hand calcium binding domain 1 (gene ppef1). Gene Ontology annotation, molecular function: calcium ion binding; iron ion binding; manganese ion binding. Gene Ontology annotation, cellular component: nucleus; cytosol. Gene Ontology annotation, biological process: detection of stimulus involved in sensory perception. NCBI's taxonomy places the organism in Eukaryota, Metazoa, Chordata, Actinopteri, Pleuronectiformes, Pleuronectidae. The record is from RefSeq and is a predicted model, not a curated record. The transcript is spliced from 19 exons. The coding region runs from base 204 to 2447 and encodes 747 amino acids.
GAUCAUCGUGUAACUCCCCUUGUCUCUCCUCCUCCUCCUCCUCCUGCUCCUCCUGCUUCGUGGAUCGGUCAGUCUCCUUCGUGAUUUCGGGAUCGUGCGGACUCACGCCGCAGGUUCCUGUGCGAAUGGUUACAUGACGCCACUGUCACCAGGUUUCGGGAGUUUCAGUCUAAUGUGAACCGGGGACCUCUCAGCCGGUCAUCAUGGGAUGUGGCACCUCCGUUACCACGGAAACACAAGGGAGGAGAGUGGAAACGGAUGAAGCCGUGAAGACGACCCCCCCGGCUCUGACCAUGAAGGCGGCGGUUUUGAUCCAGCGAUGGUACCGGCGCUACAUGGCCCGUCUUGAGAUGAGACGCAGGUACACGUGGAACAUCUUCCAGUCGAUAGAGUACGCCGGAGAGCAGGACCAGCUGCAGCUCUCCAGUUUCUUCAGUUUCAUGCUGGACAACGUCACUCAGCUGAAUGGAAGUGGGCCAGACCUGAUCUCCCAGCUGCUGGACCCGCUGGUCGACCCCUGGCUGGACAGAGAGAGGUGCUACGACCAGAUCCCCGUUCCAGAGUCGUACACCGGACCCCGACUCUCGUUUCCUCUCUCCGUCUCGGACACGAACGCUCUGCUCGGUGCAUUCAAAGAGCAGCAGACCCUGCACGCCAGAUAUGUUCUGCAGCUGCUGUACGAGACCAAAAAGCUCCUGAAGCAGAUGCCCAACAUCAUCCACCUGUCAACCUCCUACAUCAAUGAUAUCACGAUAUGUGGUGAUCUACACGGGAGGCUUGAUGAUUUACUGCUCAUAUUUUAUAAGAACGGCCUCCCCUCCGCGGAGACGCCAUAUGUGUUUAACGGGGACUUUGUGGACCGUGGGAAAAAGUCAAUCGAAGUGGUCGUCCUCCUGUUCGCGUAUCUUCUGCUCUACCCCGACUACAUGCACCUGAACCGGGGAAACCACGAAGACCACAUCAUGAAUCUCAGAUACGGGUUCACAAAAGAGGUGAUGCAGAAGUACAAGACUCACUGCCACGAGAUCCUGCAGCUGUUUCAGGACAUUUUCAGCCUCCUGCCCGUCGCAACAGUCAUCGACGGGAAGAUCCUGAUAGUACAUGGAGGAAUAUCGGACCAGACUGACCUGGACUUCCUCAGCUCCAUAGAGAGACACAAGGUGAAAUCUGCCCUGAGGUUUCCCCGACGCAGUCUGGAGCAGCUGGACAUCGGUCAGUCCAGCAGACAGGCCAAAAGAAUGAGGUUGACAGGCGGCUCUCGUCCCGGCAGCAGUCGAAGCCAAAGCAAGAACCAAAGGAACCAGUUGACACCCAGUCUGAGGAAGAGGCAACGUGGGCUCAACCGACAAGACAGCGCCGCCUCCAGUUCUUCCUCCUCCUCGUCCUCAUCCUCUUCCAUCUGCUCACCUCGGACCCCAUCCUGCCUCUCGCCUCGUCCGUGCCCAUCUUCUCCCAGCAUGCCUUACACCAUCAAUGUCCUCCAAGUGCCUUUCCUGGACUCUCUGUCCUCUGUCACCCCUCCGGCACCGCCGCGGCAUGAUCGGGAAUGGAAACAGAUAGUGGAUAUAUUGUGGAGUGACCCUAAAUCCCAAGCAGGCUGCAGUCCCAACACGUUCAGAGGAGGAGGCUGCUACUUCGGCCCUGACAUCACCCAGAGGCUGCUGCUCCAACACGGACUCCAGCUGCUCAUCAGGUCCCACGAGUGCAAACAGGAGGGAUACGAGCUCUGUCACGGUGGACAGGUGAUCACCAUUUUCUCUGCGUCCAACUACUAUGAGGAGGGAAGUAACCGCGGUGCCUACAUCAAACUGGGCAGGGAGCUGGUUCCCCGCUUCUACCAGUACCAAGUCAGCCGCACAACACGCAAACUCACCCUGACUCAGAGAGUCCGAGUGGCUGAAGGCUCUGCUCUCAGGGCCUUGAAGGAGAAGCUGUUCACCCAUCGCUCUGAGCUGGUAACGGGCUUCCAGCAGUUCGACCAGAACAGCACCGGUCGUUUGUCGGUCAGUGAGUGGGCUCAGGUGCUGGAGUCCGUGCUGAGACUGGACCUGCCCUGGAGGACUCUCCGUCCACACUUGUGCCGUCUGACAGCAGAUGGCAGUGUGGAGUAUCAGUCCUGCUUUGAGGACAUGAGCACAGGGAUUCCUCUGCCUACGGUCGCUCCAAACUUGGCUGAAACUCUGUUCAGAUACAGGACGGACAUCGAGAUAAUAUUCAACAUUAUAGACAAAGACCAUUCAGGUCUGAUCUCCACCGAGGAGUUCCGUCACACCUGGCGUCUGUUCAGCGCUCACCUGGGCGUGGACAUCGACGACAGGGCCAUCGAUGAGCUGGCUCGCAGUAUCGACUUCAACAAGGACGGCAGCAUAGACUUUACUGAGUUCCUGGAGGCAUUCAGAGUCGUACACAAACUGGACAUCAAGGAUCAGCCACUCAAGUGUUCGUGAAGGGGAUUGAUCGGAAUACCGAAAGGUGGAAGUUGCGAUCAGUAAAGAAAAGAAUGGAAAGUAGGAAAACAACAAUAAUAAAAAGACAUUCCCACAUCUCAUGUGAAUCAGUUUAGAAGUUUUAGAGUAAAUCAGCUGAUAUAACAUAACGAUGUACUUUCAUUUAUAGUAUGGGUUCAAAUUAGUGUCACAAGUUGUUUCUGAACAUUGCUUCACAAACAGCUUGUAGCUGUAAAUACGGUUUGUACAUGUAUAUCAACAUUUGCAUUUGUAGAAUGUAUUUGUAUAAAAAAGUACAUGUGUAGAGGGGAUUUGUAUUCGUAUAAAAACAUUGAGAGUGAAUAAAACAUGUUAACAACUGAAACGCUGAAGUUAAAAUGAUGAAUUAUGACAAAAAGAGUCCAAUCAGGGUGCAGGUGGUUCUGUCAUCUUCAUCGGAAAAAUGUGUGAAAAAUAGAUCAACUAUAGCGUUUGUUGUCCAGUACAGCUUACCUCAGUAACAACAGGACACUGAAUCAACACACUUCUCACAAAAACUUCAUGUAACUGUAUGAGGGUGGAUCAUAUGUAGGUGAAUCAGCUGAUACAAGUUGUACAGGUGAUGUUCCUGAAGUGGGAACACACACAGGAAUAGAAACAAAUAACACACAGCUAAAGUUAGUCUUGUACAACUGUUUACUAAAAUGGGUUUUUUAGAGUACUUUAUAUUUCUGUGUUUCUUCACUGUGCUUCAGUAUGUGUGUGUGCGUGUGGUCCAGUUAUUGCUCAUGUUGUGAGGACCUCAAUCUGUUACAUUAUGGGACAUCGUCUUCAAAUAUGGGGACAAAAAGGAAAUUCCAACGAUGUAAAUCCUUACAUUGUAACGUGUGUGUGUGUGUGUGUGUGUGUGUGUGUGUGUGUGUGUGUGUGUGUGUGUGUGUGUGUGUGUGUGUGUGUGUGUGUGUGUGUGUGUGUGUGUGUGUGUGUGUGUGUGUGUGUGUGUGUGUGUGUGUGUGUGUGUGUGUUUUUCAUAUGACUCUGGAACCAUGCUUACUGUAAUCACCACACGGUGAAGUUGUAAAACAGGCCCGAGUAAAUAGUAGGUUCCGAUUUUUACAGUAGGCAUACAUGAACACAUACAUGCACACAGACAGUGAAACAUGUACAGGUGGUCUUAUCAUCAUGGAGGUCUCCAUGGUUACUCUGUUAUCCGAGUGCAUGUGAAUGAAUAAUAGUCAAAAAGUAUAAAAAUGUCACCCCAUGUCAGAGGGAGUGUUUUAUGACAAACAUACAUUUAUUUUAAUCACUUUCAUAGAGAUUCAUAC